AUGGCUGUAUGUAGAUGCAAUUACGAGGCCCGCCGCCGGGGCUUGCAUAAGCUGCAACUCGUCAAAGAAGCAAAACGCCUCUGUCCGGACCUGGUCAUCGUGCUUGGAGAGGAUCUGACCCGUUUCCGCAACGCCUCCAAGCUCCUCCAUCGCUUCCUGCGCCAGUUCUCGUGGAACGGCCGGGUCGAGCGACUUGGUUUCGACGAGGUAUGGCUUGACGUGACGGAUCAAGUCGAAUAUAACGUCAAUCUCCUAAACCCAAACGACCUCACCAACGCCUACUUUUGCUUGUCCAAGGACGAUCCGACCCACGGGUUCGCCUUCGACGCUACCCGCUUUGCCGGCAACACAUAUCCCGCCUCGGGCGAGCUGAGUAAUGCCACCAACCACGACUCGCUGCGCCUGCGCCUUCUGCUUGGCUCCCACCUGGCCCGCCAUCUCCGAGCCGAACUGGAAAACCAAAAAGGCUAUACCGCCACCGCCGGCAUCUCUACCAACAAGAUCCUGUCCAAGCUCGUCGGCAAUGUGAAGAAGCCCAACGGCCAGACAACCUUGCUGCCGCCCUACGACACUAAUGCCACUAACUUCAUAGAUGACCACGACAUCGGCAAGCUUCCCGGCAUUGGCUUCAAGCUCGCCCAGAGGCUGCGCGGGUUCGUGCUCCAGCGUGCCGCCGCCGUCUCCGACGGGCUCGUCUUCGGCGGCACGCAGGAACGAGUGACUGCGGUUGACGUAAGGAAGCACGUGGGUGUAAGCGCCGAUAGUCUCGAAAGAAUUUUGGCAGGCCCCGGAUCGCCUCAUGGGAUCGGCGCCAAAGUUUGGGGGCUGCUUCAUGGCGUUGACGACUCGGAAGUUGGCCAGGUACGCGACGUGCCGAGGCAAAUCAGUAUUGAGGACAGCUACAUGCGGCUAGACACGCUGGACGAGGUGGUCAAAGAGCUGCGGAUGCUGGCUGUCAGCCUCUUGAAGAGGAUGCACCUCGACUUGCUGGAGGAUGAGGAAGGUGACGACAAAGCUGAGCAAAUGCCCAACGCCGUGGGCGCAGAGAUGCGCAGUCCUAGUCUUCUUCCAUCGGGCGCAGAGGCACUUGCAGGCACAUCAGCUUCGGUCAGAUCUCGUGCACCUCAGCCAGCCAAGCAACGCUGGAUCGCACACCCCCGCACCAUACGCCUGUCUACGCGUCCGCGUCCACCCGUCGACCCCGCCACAAACACCCGGCCGCGCGCCUUUGGGCGCAUUUCGAGGUCGGCUCUGCUUCCCAGUUUUGUUUUCAGUCUCACCGCGCCCGUUGACUCACUCGGCGAGCGUCUCGUCCAAGAGGCACUGCUCCCGCUUUUUCGCAGGCUGCACCCGGAGAAGAGCGGGUGGAAUCUAAGUCUGGUGAACGUCGCAGUGACCAACCUGGCAGACUCUGCAGGCGACGCAAGGACCAGCAGCGGGCGAGACAUCGGCGCAAUGUUCAAGACGCAAAACAGGGUGCUUAGCCAGUGGAGGGUGACGGAGGGCGCAGUUGCACCAGACCCCAGCGGCGAUCAUGUCACCAUCGGAGAGGCCGAAGGCGGUGGACACGGCUUUGUCCCCGAGGCUGCUGCGUCUUGCCAUGAGGCUGAUGUAUCUCGCAACCCUGGCACAAAAUGUGUUGCACCGCGAUCCCCAUUGCCCUCACACGAGCGGAGCGUUAUAGAUAGAUCCGGCGCCGCCGUAGACGCCCGGCGCGUCGGCUCGGAAGACCUUCUCAUGGCCGGGGUGUCGUCUCAAGACAGCCGCGAAGGCGAAGAAAGCUGGGCAGACCAGGCCGAGAGGAGUGCUUGCUGGGACGAGGACGAGGACGAGGGUGGCAUGCACUCAAGCUGCGACUUUUGCGGGGCGCUCAUGCCGGCAUUUGCUAUGGCGGCUCAUGCGAGGUUCCAUGCAUUGGAAGAUUAA
This is a messenger RNA of Diplodia corticola, 1926 nucleotides long. Its product is annotated as dna polymerase iota. Gene Ontology annotation, biological process: translesion synthesis. Lineage: Eukaryota; Fungi; Ascomycota; Dothideomycetes; Botryosphaeriales; Botryosphaeriaceae. The record is from RefSeq and is a predicted model, not a curated record. Bases 1 to 1926 code for a protein of 641 amino acids. The transcript is spliced from 5 exons. Gene Ontology annotation, molecular function: damaged DNA binding; DNA-directed DNA polymerase activity.